Penicillium soppii is the source of this 852-nucleotide messenger RNA. RefSeq names its product pyrroline-5-carboxylate reductase family protein. The transcript has 2 exons. Bases 1 to 852 code for a protein of 283 amino acids. Gene Ontology annotation, biological process: L-proline biosynthetic process. Gene Ontology annotation, molecular function: pyrroline-5-carboxylate reductase activity. The record is from RefSeq and is a predicted model, not a curated record. Lineage: Eukaryota; Fungi; Ascomycota; Eurotiomycetes; Eurotiales; Aspergillaceae.
AUGCCGUCCCUUCAAGAGAGCAAAUUGGCCUUUAUCGGCGGUGGCAACAUGGCCUCGGCCAUCAUUGGCGGCCUGGUCAACAAGGGCGUCAAGAAGCAGAACAUCUGCGUGUCCGAGCCGUGGGAGGUUAAUCGUGAGAAGAUGGCCGCUCUCGGUGUUCGCACUACCACCUCCAACGUCGAAGCUGGCGGUGAUGCCGAUCUGAUUAUCAUUGCUGUCAAGCCUCAGGUUACAAAGAGUGUCUGCCAGGAGCUCGGUGCCGCUUGGUCUCCUCGCGCCACCUUGCCCGUUGUUGUCAGCAUCGCGGCUGGUAUUACCCUCGAUAGCUUGAAGGAUUGGCUGAAGACCGAUGACGGUCGUACUGCGCACACUGUGCGCGUCAUGCCCAAUACCCCUGCCCUGGUUGGUGAGGGUGCUUCCGGUGUUUUCGCCAGCGAGGAUGUCACCGCCGACGAGAAGGAUCUUGUCAAUGCUAUGCUCGGAAGUGUCAGCAAGGCCACCGAGUGGGUGGACCGCGAGGAGCUUCUCGAUGUUGUCACUGGUCUGUCUGGAUCUGGACCCGCCUACUUCUUUGCUAUGGUUGAGCAUUUGGUCGCAAGUGCCACUGCUCUCGGUCUCUCCGAAGAACAAGCAACUCGCUUGGCUACACAGACUUGCCUUGGAGCUGGCAAGAUGCUUGUGGAGAGCGACGAUACUCCUACUCAAUUGCGCAAGAAUGUCACUAGCCCCAACGGUACUACACAUGCCGCGCUUCAGACAUUUGAGUCUCUCAACUUCAAGGAGACUGUCGACAAGUCUGUUCAGGCUGCCACUUCCCGGGCUGCUGAGCUUGGAAACACCCUUGCGAAAUAA